Messenger RNA from Salvia hispanica, 657 nucleotides. The record is from RefSeq and is a predicted model, not a curated record. Lineage: Eukaryota; Viridiplantae; Streptophyta; Magnoliopsida; Lamiales; Lamiaceae.
CCACUCAUCUUCUUAUUAUUUCCUCCCAUUACAUUCCACUUUUGUUUGUACAGAUCAUCUGCUCAUAAUUUUGAAUCUUUUCGUUCUGAUUGCCGAAACGUCGACUCCUCUCGAAUUCCAAUUUCAGAAUAUUUAUGCAUUUUACACGAAAUCUGAAUCCCCUGCACACAAUGUGUCAUGUUUUUUUCCUUUCCCCCCUUUCCGUUUAAAAGGUAUGGAGUGUUUACGUUUCUAUAAGAGAUCAUGGUGCAGUGCCUAGAUGGAGUGAAGCAUCUGCUUUCUGCUAUUGUAAAUUGCUGCGAAUCGGAUAUCAAUAAACAACCCAGCGGCCUAGGAGAUCCCGAAGCUCUAGCAAGCGCGACAGUUUUUAGUGUUAGUGAAAUAGAAGCACUGUACGAAUUGUUUAAAAAGAUCAGCAGUGCUGUGGUAGAUGAUGGGCUUAUUAAUAAGGAGGAGUUCCAGCUUGCUCUUUUUAAGACCAACCAAAAGGAGAGCAUGUUUGCUGACAGGGUGUUUGACCUAUUUGAUGCAAAACACAAUGGGAUAUUAGACUUUGAAGAGUUUGCACUGGCUUUAUCAGUUUUUCAUCCAAAUGCUUCUAUUGAUGACAAGAUUGAGUGUAAGUCAUUAUUACAGUUGAUUCUACUCUGAUUUAGG